GUUAACGUUUACACCAGUGCUGCGGAUGUGUGAUGCAACCAGAGGUGAGGGUAUUUCUAAACUUCCCACAACAACUUUUGAUGUUUAGUUAAACAACCUCGUUCUGAACGACACUUUGGAUAAUCGCUGUAAUAUUUGUAGUCUUACUUUGUAUCCGGUUAAACCGUCAGACCGUUAAACUGUCAGUUUUCUUCCGUUGCUAACAUUAGCAACUCCGCAACGACACCUUCUCUGGAUGGGAGAUAGCUAGCACCUCGUUUGUGUUUCUCGAUUUCACCCCCUUAUUUUUAAAAGUUAUUUCUGUCAAGCUCGGUUUUUAUCGGUUCUCCUCUUUGUUAGCUAAAAUCUCCCCCCACUGGGCCUCCAUAUGUACUUAUUUUGACGCGCUGGGUGCCAGCGGAGUCCUCCCACCUGAGCCCUCUUGCUGAGUGGAUCUAUCUUUAAAUGGCCACCGCCGCCCCCCCUCCAGCUUCUGGCUCCACCGCGGCCACUGACAACCCAGGUCCCGGAGCCAGCAGCUCCUCUGCGGGCGACAGCGGCAACCAGGACAGUACUUUUGAGUGUAAUAUAUGUCUGGACACAGCCAAGGAUGCAGUGAUCAGCCUGUGUGGACACCUCUUCUGUUGGCCUUGCUUGCAUCAGUGGUUGGAGACCAGACCCAACAGGCAAGUGUGUCCUGUGUGCAAAGCGGGCAUCAGCCGAGACAAAGUUAUCCCUUUAUAUGGGCGGGGGAGCACAGGUCAACAGGACCCCAGAGAAAGAACACCCCCACGACCACAAGGGCAAAGACCUGAGCCAGAAAACCGUGGUGGCUUUCAAGGGUUUGGCUUCGGUGAUGGGGGAUUCCAAAUGUCAUUUGGAAUCGGUGCCUUUCCAUUUGGUAUUUUUGCGACAGCUUUUAACAUCAAUGAUGGCAGACCUCCUCCAGCGGCCCCUGGGACACCACAGCAUAUGGACGAACAGUUUCUGUCUCGACUCUUCCUGUUUGUUGCUCUGGUGAUUAUGUUUUGGCUGCUGAUUGCAUAAAUGAGCGGAGAGACAACAUCUUAGGGUAACUCAAAAGAUCUGACAGAAAUGCAACAUUAUGGGUUAUGGCACAUCAUCACGGUUUGCAUUCAUUGUGAAUCUCCCUCCUUUCUGGUUGCUUGAUUUUUAUUCUGUCCUUGACACAAAGCCAUCUGAGAUUUAAAUGAAGCAGGUUUUUCCAAAAAAAAUAUAUGCGUUAGGAAAACAACUUUCAAGGUGAACCACAUUGGUUGCCUAUUGUUUUAACUCAUCUAACGCGGUUGCAUUGCAAAGCAGCACACCAAAUUUCUUUUCUUUUUUCGUUAUAUUCAUAGUCACCCAAACUGCAUCAACUAACUGCUUAAAACCUUUUUAUGUUUGAAACAACUGUUAGCCCUAAAUGCAUGUCUGUGAGCAUCUUUAUACCUGGUAUUAACAUGGGUUUUGGGCGAUCGGAUCACAGAUGGACAGUACCAAAUAUAAGUGUUAACAACCACCAACAGAAAUUGUGAUCAAACCACUUGCCAACGUGGUCUGUUACACAUUUGACCACAUAUCUUUUGUAGCAAAAACGUUAAUGCAUCCUGAUUCAUCCCUGACAAGGACUGCGUCAUUAAUGCAGCACAUGCAGGUUGUUGUGGGUCCCCGACAAGGUUUGCUAAGUAUAAUUGGCGGGGUGGAUAACUGAUCAGCUGAUCCAAUCAGAGCAAAUCAAAUCAAUGGUUGAGAGUGAUGCACAAUAUUAGAGUUUUUGCAAAUAUUCGAUAUGUUGAUAUAAAAACAACUCAUUUGCCGAUACAGAUAAAUCCACUUUUUUCCCAACAUAAUUUUAGUGAUCAUCAAGUCUGUUCUGUAAUGUAAUUAACAUAAUGUUAUACUUAUUACUUACUUAUCUUAAACUUACUCUUAUCAUGAUGGCCCACCAGCAGAUGGAGACAUGAAAUACAGUGCCUUUUAUUGUAUGUAAUGUUCAUUAGUCGUGCAAAAAAAGAAAAAAAAUGUAAUUAUUCCAACUAUAUAUAUAUGUAUAUAUAU
Messenger RNA from Plectropomus leopardus (leopard coralgrouper), 2040 nucleotides. The record is from RefSeq and is a predicted model, not a curated record. NCBI's taxonomy places the organism in Eukaryota, Metazoa, Chordata, Actinopteri, Perciformes, Serranidae.